Anopheles marshallii is the source of this 792-nucleotide messenger RNA. RefSeq names its product 26S proteasome non-ATPase regulatory subunit 8 (gene Rpn12). Gene Ontology annotation, cellular component: cytosol; proteasome regulatory particle; proteasome regulatory particle, lid subcomplex. Gene Ontology annotation, biological process: proteasome-mediated ubiquitin-dependent protein catabolic process. The transcript is spliced from 3 exons. Bases 4 to 792 code for a protein of 262 amino acids. The record is from RefSeq and is a predicted model, not a curated record. Lineage: Eukaryota; Metazoa; Arthropoda; Insecta; Diptera; Culicidae.
AAUAUGGACAACACGGUGGCACUAUACAAACAGCUAAAAACGGAGUGGACCAAGUCUCCGAUCAAUCUAAAACUGUGUGGCACAGUCCUGGAUAAACUAAAGGUAGCUCUUGCUGGAAUGUCCUACAUUCCCACAGGGAACACUCAGGCCAAUCAGCAGGAGCUGCUCAUCGCAAGAGAUGUUCUAGAGAUUGGUGUGGAGUACAGCAUCGCCACCAAAAAUAUCCCGGCAUUCGAGCGUUACAUCCUGCAGCUGAAGUGGUUCUACUAUGAUUAUAACACAUUGAUUGGCGAGUCCAAGAACAAGUACCAGCUGCUGGGGUUGAAUUUGUUGUUUCUGCUAUCCCAAAACCGGGUGGCUGAGUUUCACACCGAGCUAGAACUGCUGCCCUCCGAUAUUAUACAAACGAAUGCCUUCAUCCGGCAUCCGCUCGCGCUGGAGCAGUAUCUGAUGGAGGGACGGUACAACAAAAUCUUUCAAGCGAAGGGUAACGUACCGGCGGAAAGCUACAACUUCUUCAUCGACAUCCUGCUGCAGACGGUUCGCAAUGAGAUCGGUGCCUGCCUGGAAAGCUCGUACGAGCGAAUCUCACUGCAGGAAGCCGCCAAACGGUUGAACCUCAAGACGAAAGAGGAAGUAAAGCAGUUUGGCGAAAAGAAGGGCUGGAAGUUGAAUCCGGACGGGUUUUAUCAUUUUGUGAAUGAGCUAGCCAAACCGAAGGAACCGAUACCAUCGCAGGAGCUGGCUGAACAGGCGAUCACGUACGCACGGGAGCUGGAAAUGAUCGUGUAG